AUGGAUCUCUUCUCGUUGGGAGGAAAGUGGUGGCUGGUGAUCACGGACUAUUAUUCUCGCUUUCCUGAGAUUGCGCCGCUCGAAGACCUGUCUUCUAAAACAGUCAUCCAUCAUUGCCAGUCUGUUUUUGCAAGGCAUGGCAUUCCCGACGAAGUCAUGAGUGAUAAUGGGCCCCAGUUUUCAGGCGCCGAGUUCAAGCAGUUUGCGCAAGCAUACAAGUUCACCCACAUCACUUCUAGCCCCCGCUACCCGCAAAGUAAUGGGCUCGCGGAGGCCGCGGUGAAAAUUAUCAAGAACUCGUUAAAAAAGACUGGAGACCCAUACGAAACCCUCCUUGUCUACCGAUCCUCUCCCUUGCGUAACGGCUUCAGCCCGUCACAGCUUUUGAUGGGCCGGAGGCUCAGGACAACUGUUCCGACUGAAGCUGAAAAUCUCCUGCCGGAGACUGUCGACUACAGAGAACUAAAGAAAAGGGAGGAACAGAUGCAGCACAAUUCACGUCAUGGAGUCCGACGUCUCCCACCUAUUGAGACCGGCGAGAAGGUCUGGAUAGUGGACCUAAAACGAACUGGAAUCGUCAGCUGCAAGGCCGAUACUCCUCGCUCUUAUUGA
Ornithodoros turicata is the source of this 612-nucleotide messenger RNA. RefSeq lists its product as uncharacterized. NCBI's taxonomy places the organism in Eukaryota, Metazoa, Arthropoda, Arachnida, Ixodida, Argasidae. Gene Ontology annotation, molecular function: nucleic acid binding. Gene Ontology annotation, biological process: DNA integration. The record is from RefSeq and is a predicted model, not a curated record. The coding region runs from base 1 to 612 and encodes 203 amino acids. The transcript has a single exon.